GUCUGCUGCAAUGCCAAUCCCCAGAAGAACCAUUGCAGAGUUUCCAUUUCAAGGCUAAAUUUCUGUUCCUCAGUUCUUUUAAUAGGCAGUGGAAAAGAUCAAUGUCACUCAGCCUGUGCAUCACUUUGGAUGAAUGCAUGCCAUAAUGAGAAGCAUGGGAACGCGCAACAUGCAUGCAAGAAGCAUGUUGCGCCGGAGUGACGGGUGGAGGGAGUGUGACCAGAAACGACAACCCCAUCAGCGGAAUUGAUAAGAGCUUCCUGUGAUGUACGCCACAAACCUGUCAAAUGAUUGCCAAAUUAACCUAGCGCAGUGCGUGAGCUGCACACAUAAAACAGAGUCUCGACGUUCAGCUGCCUGUCCACUGAAAAGUUAGUCAGAAGACUAGAGCAGAAGAUCCAUACAAGGAAUGAACUGAGCCAGAUCAUAUUGUUCACAAUCUGAAGCCCACUGACCGGCAUAAAAUACGAUAAUUUAAACAACGGAGCACCAGUAGAAAACAAAGAUUUCCAGGGACUACAAGGCUGCCUCUUGCGGACUGCGGCAUUGCAAUUAUGUCAUGCUCAACAUGUGCUGCGGACUGACUUUGGCUGUUGUGAUUUUUGGAUUGUUGCAGACCCAAGGUGUUUCUUCUGGCUCCGUGCCGUACGGGUACAAGGCUCUGGCUGGAGAGUUGUUCCUACUGCAGUGCGCUUCUCCGCGUCAGCCUUACCUAUUCAAUCAGUCUGAGAGGAUUGAGAAUAGUGUCAUAUGGUUAAAACACAAAGGACACACAAAUGAAACCAUUCCUGGGCAAGAUGGCACCAUUGCGAAACAAGGAAAUUACCUGAACUUUACUAUAAUGGAAGAAAGACAUGCUGGGAAUUAUUCUUGUUACAACGGGAGCGAGAUGCUGUCUUUUAUCCUGGAUGUGAUGCCAAGGAAUGGGACAGAUUGCAGGGUACAUGGGGACAGUGAGGUCACACUUAUAGUGGGACGUAGUGGCCGGAUCCAGUGUCCAUGUGUGCAUUAUUACACCGAAGCUUCCAAGGUGGACAUAAGGUGGUACAAGAAAAACAAAUAUUUAGCACUGGCAAACCGCAAGCUACACAUGGAAGGUACUGAACUCCUUCUGUACACGGUGUAUGUCGAAGACUAUGCCAUGUUUACCUGUGAUGUCAGUCACAUGGAUGGGAUGAUGUGGACGGUUAGAAGAUCGGUCUGGGUGACAGUGAUCCAGGAGGAAAGAGACAUCCCACCCAGAAUCCUUUACCCAUACGAGAACUGUACUGAAGAUGCAGAGCUUGGGAAGCCUAAAAAUCUGACUUGUAAGGUGCAGCUUCCAUUUGAGAGAACGUUCCGGCCAGUGGUCAGGUGGUUUGUCAGUUAUGGUGGUCAUGGCAGGGAAGAACUGCUGAAUUCAGAAAUCAUGAGGGUGCAGUCGAGCUUUGGGGAGAGCACUACCACUCAGAUGGUACACCUCCACAAGGUGACGGAGAAGGAACUAGAUGCCACCUUCACAUGCUUUGCUCAGAACUCCAUAGGCAACGUGUCCACAACAAUGAGGCUGAGGAGAAAGUUGCAAGUUGGAGAACUGCUGCUGGUUAUCAUUGGACCAGUUGUGGCCCUGAUAUUUGUGACUGGGGUCAGUGUCCUGGUUCGUGCUUAUUGGUUGGAGAUUCUCCUUCUAUACCGAAUGCAUCUUCCAUUUCCAGACGCUAUUGCAGCCGGAAAGGAGUAUGAUGCCUUUGUGUCCUACGUCAGUGGCUCUUCCCCAGAGAACGAAGAAACCGACCUCACAGGAGAACUCCUAGGUCUUCACCACUUUCUCCAGGUUUUGGAGCAACAGUGGGGCUACAGACUUUUUCUGUUGGAGAGAGACCUGAUCCCUGGGGGAGCUUACACCGAGGAGGUGGUGAAGUCCAUCCAGAGGAGCAGGAUGAUCAUCUGCCUGCUCAGCUCACUCUAUCUCCGCAGCCCCUGUCUCUUUGAGCUGGAGACCGGCCUGAAGACACUGAAGGACGACCCUCACUUUAGGAUCGUUCUGGUGUGGAGCAGCAGGCCUCCCCGUAAGCUUCCUGCCCUGCUGCUGCCACACAUCGUCAGAAGGGCACUCCGCGUCCUCCCUGCCAUCGGCUACACCAACAGAGACUUCAGCCAGUCCGAUUCCAAGUUCUGGAAAAAUCUUAGGAUAAAGAUGCCACGGACCAGAAUGUGUGUUUCCUCUUCCUGGGAGGAUGUUUAAAAUUUCAGUCAAGUCGUCUUUCAUAUCACGCUUAACACAGAUAUUUAUAAUUACUUUUGAGCUAAUGUUGCCAAUUGUAUCUUAGUGUUUUUAUUCUACCUAACUUUUAUAUUUAUUAAUAUUUAUUCAUUCAUUCACCUACUAUAUCCAUGUAAGUUACAUUAUUUAUACUAGGGCAGAGUUCUUUAGUAAGUAGUUCUUUAAUGCGUUGUGAACGUUUUGUAUAGCUAAGCUCUUGUACGCUAAGCGGCUAAUGAACCUACACCCACUUGAAAUUACUGUUGAGGGGGAGUGAAACGUCCCAGUUGCCUUCCAGACAGGACUAUUUCUACUUCUCUGUACAGUCAUCCUAUAAGCUGUUAUGUAAGUUGGGAGUGUUCAGAGUUUGCUUACUGUAGAAUAAGUUUCUGUUGCGUUGUCAUUGCGAGAAAAAAACUCCAUGCUACGUGGCUACAUGCAUGAGAGUGGAGGUUCCAGGUUUUGAUGCGUUUAGAUCUUGUGUAAUUACUGUUUUUCACAAGCUGUGAAACGUGCAAAAUCAUUGUUGCUGUAAAACUCCUCGUUGCUUGAAUGAAGCUGUGUCAUACGCGGGAGGUUGACGAUUCCUGAAUUUACAAUAUGCUUCUAAACCUAUUUUGAACAAUGUAUGGUAGAAUUUGUUAAUUGAUAAAGAGUAAUAUUUUUUC
Molecule: messenger RNA, 2910 nt
Organism: Brienomyrus brachyistius
Lineage: Eukaryota; Metazoa; Chordata; Actinopteri; Osteoglossiformes; Mormyridae
Product: interleukin-18 receptor accessory protein-like
Exons: 11
Coding region: 560-2224 (554 amino acids)
Biological process (GO): interleukin-18-mediated signaling pathway
Molecular function (GO): interleukin-18 receptor activity
Source: RefSeq, a predicted model, not a curated record